CUCCUUCCUCCUUCCCAACUACGAAUAAGAUCGGGAGGAGCCCGAAAGAAAGCCCCCAAACCAAGAACGGAAACGGAAGCCUUUCUAUUCACUCCCCAUUCUCUUUUAAAUAAAGAUCGCCCUCGAGCCCUGGGCAGGUCGGCCGGGUCUUUCCCUGUUGUUCUGUUUCCGCCACGAGAAAGACGCACGGAAGAGAUAUGCCCAGCGCGCGGAGGAUCCGUUGAGACUUUCUGUUGUCUCGGUAGGGAACUGUAUGAUCUUUUCCCCUAUUGUUUGAUCCAAUAUUGA
Molecule: messenger RNA, 288 nt
Organism: Linum tenue
Lineage: Eukaryota; Viridiplantae; Streptophyta; Magnoliopsida; Malpighiales; Linaceae
Source: the annotation of a GenBank genome assembly